Molecule: messenger RNA, 2187 nt
Organism: Drepanopeziza brunnea f. sp. 'multigermtubi' MB_m1
Lineage: Eukaryota; Fungi; Ascomycota; Leotiomycetes; Helotiales; Drepanopezizaceae
Biological process (GO): GPI anchor biosynthetic process
Cellular component (GO): endoplasmic reticulum
Source: RefSeq, a predicted model, not a curated record
AUGGCACGCUCCCACUACAACCCCAAGUCCUCGACCCGCGACUCCUUCUUCCGCCUGCCUCGCAGUAUGUCGGCGCAAAUACAACGAUUCCGGGACGGGAACUUGGUGGAUAGACUGUUCAGGAAGCCAAUCUUCAAGUCGGCAUCAGCAUCUGGCCCCUGGGAAUCGCCUUUCUCCAUGUCGACGGUACGGUCUUGCGCGUCGUGGGCCCGGCGGCAGUGGCACCCGCGGACUCUGCUGAAGCUGCCGCAUCUGUUCGUGCUGGUUUGGGUGCUGGCUCUGCUCUGGGGGGAGAGGUGGGUGUUCCAGAGUAGCGUGGAGAGCUGUAAAUGGGAGGCUUGGGAGAGAUGGCCCAAAGAAGCUACACCUCAUCACUUAGUCUUCAUCGCAGAUCCGCAGCUUGUAGAUGCGCAUACCUAUCCUGGGAGACAGUGGCCACGGGACAAGCUCACAAUCAUGCACACGGACAACUACAUUAAGCGCGCCUACAUUUCUUUGCAAAAAUUCCUGCACCCGGACACAGUCUUCUUCCUGGGGGACUUGUUUGAUGGCGGACGGGAGUGGAAGACGGCAAAGGGCAAUACGGACGAUCCAAAUUGGAUGAAUGGACUGCGCCCGGCGUACGAGCAGAGCUUUGUGGAGAUGUGGAGGCAGAAGUAUGGCGAGAAUUACUGGCUGCAAGAAUACGACCGCUUUGGGAGGAUCUUCUACGAUUUCUGGAAUUUGAAGGGGGCGAAAGCAGGUCCAUGGCAGAGAGGGAGGAAGAUUAUAUCGACGCUACCCGGAAAUCACGAUUUGGGAUUUGGAGAUAAUAUCAAGCUGCCGAUACGGAACCGGUUCGAGACGUACUUUGGACAGGGCAAUAGGGUGGAUGUUGUUGGGAACCAUACCUUUGUCUCGGUGGACUCGGUGUCGUUGAGUGCUGGGGCCUCGGAGCAUGAUGUGAAGGAGAUCACCGAGCCCGUGGAAGAAUUUCUGGAGAAUGUGAAGUCUCUGAAGAGGAAAGCCGUCGCCCGUGAGCUCAGCAUUAUUGGGGGAGAGGAGAAGGUGUUGCAAUACCCACACACGGUCGAGGAAGUCUCACAGGUCGAUUGGAGCAAUCUUUCAACGCUUGAUCCGGGGCCAGACUCACCAGAACUUCCCACAAUUCUUCUCACGCAUGUUCCCCUUUACCGAGACCCAGGAACGCCCUGUGGCCCAAAAAGAGAACAUUGGCCCCCGGAGAAACCGCCCAAGGGUCAACUUACACCUGUCAACCCCGACCUUAGGAACGCCCUCUCCAUAACCAAGGGCUACCAGUAUCAAAAUGUCCUGAGCGAAAGUGACUCGGUUAAGCUCAUCGACAAAAUUGGAAACGUAGUCCAUGUCUUCUCAGGUGACGAUCAUGACUACUGCGAGGUCGUCCACUCGCCCGCUAAGAACAACGCUCGUGAAAUCACCGUGAAGAGUGCCAGCUGGGCUAUGGGUGUCCGAAAACCAGGCUUCCUCAUGCUCAGCAUGUGGAACCCUAUCGAUGCUUUCGGAGUACCCCUUCACUCAUCCCACUCCGGUCACGGAUCAACCUCCCAAGGCGCCGUAACCAUGGAAAGCCAUCUCUGCCUUCUUCCCGACCAAAUAGGUAUUUUCAUCCGCUAUGCCAUACUCGUUGCCUGCACAAUAACCAUCCUCAUCACCCGUGCUAUCCUCACACCUGUCCUCCAUCUCACGCCAUUUGCCCCGUGGAUUGCAAACAUACCAGGAGAAGGCGAUACCCCCCUCCUACCCGCCACCAAUCAAGACCUCAAGCGCGAAGAAUUCGAAGACGGCCUCUCUACCGCCGCCAGCCAAUCCCCCCACUCGUCAACCUCCUCAACCUCAUCUACUCAAUCUAAUCCCACCCUCGCCCCUCGUUCGUCUGCAGCACGUACCCGCCCCGUCUCCCCUGUGAACGGCUACGGCUUACCCCCCUCUCAAACCCGCUAUCCCACUGGCCCACUGAUAAACCAAGCGGGGAACUAUGGGAGCGGGAAAGGGAGUAGCAAAUGGGGAGAUGAUUUUGGAAAGCCCAGAACGAGAAAGAUAACGAUUCCGAAGGAGAGGAAACCUCUUACGCCUCUGGGUAUCUUUUGGAGGGAGACGUGGACGAGCAUUUGGAGGGUCACUUGGUGUGUGGUUCUGGUGUAUUCGUAUUUGGCGUGGUACGGAUAG